This is a messenger RNA of Encephalitozoon cuniculi GB-M1, 1611 nucleotides long. Its product is annotated as Vsb1p-like protein. NCBI's taxonomy places the organism in Eukaryota, Fungi, Microsporidia, Unikaryonidae. The record is from RefSeq and is marked provisional. Bases 1 to 1611 code for a protein of 536 amino acids. The transcript has a single exon. Gene Ontology annotation, cellular component: membrane.
AUGAAAAGCGAAAUAAAAACAACAAAACAAAGAAUACUAUCAUUAGUGUCCAGUAGCUUUCUCAUACUGAUAAUAACCUCGCUGGACUUCCUUUCCUUCGGGGCAAAGCUACUGAACCCCGAGAAGAGCCACAGCAGAAGUGUUCGAAAUGUGAGUGCAGUUAUGUUCCUUUACUCGACAAUAGGCGCACAGUUUAUCUUUGGACUGUUUAGUGGCCUUGGCGGAGUGUGCGCAGGUGCCAUCUUUGAGGCGCAGAGGGACACCCGCAAGAUACACGAGGUGUGCUUCAGGCUAUCUGACUCCUUCGGAGAGGAGAUCUUUACCACAUAUGUUUGCAUCUUCCUUAGUACUGCUUUGUAUGCAUUCUUCUCUUACAUUCUCAAAGUAUUCAGAAUUGGAAAUUACCUCCGAUACAUCCCGAUACCUGCCCUCUAUGGAGUUAUGGUAUCCAUAGGAAUGAUGUCUGUGGAGUGCGGAUACGAGGAGACAUACUCGAUAACAUGGAAGCACGUCCACGCUUGCUUUGCGGUAACCAUAUGUCUUGCGCUUUUGGCCCUAGUCCUGGACAUUGUCUUUCCUGCAUACUUCUUGAUGAUUCCCAUGUUUUCCUUUACCGUCUUUGUGGCAUUCUAUGGUGUGUUUAUGAUUGCAGGAAAGGACGUCGAAUGGAUGAGGUCUGUCAACUUGGUUCCAAAGACCGAAGGAAUCAGCCUCGACCCCCUUGAAGUCAUGCGACAUUUCCGGGUCGAAAACAUAAGGAUGGAGGCGGUCUGGGCGAACUGGUGGAACAUCCUUGGGCUGUCUCUAUUCAACCUGGUCCAUAUUGCCGUGAACAUACCAAGCUUUGUCGAGUCUCUUGGGAUGAAGGCAGCAGAUCUGAACAAGGAGUUGGGUGUCCAGUCGAUCGGGAAUGCCGCGUCUGCGUUCCUUGGAUACCCGACCUACUUCAUCUGCUCGACGUCUAUCUACUUCAAUAAGUCUGGAGGGAGAACCAGGAUCCAUUCGCUGGCGGGGGUUGCAGCGAUAUCCUCCCUGCUGGUUAUCGGAAAGCCGAUAAGAGAAAGCAUUCCCGUGAUUCUUUCUGCAACAAUCCCCAUGUUCAUAGGAUUUGGCUUUCUGUACUCAUAUCUCUGGCUCCCCAUGUUCAAGCUGUCAUGGAUGGAUCUCUUGACGUUGGUGACGUCUGCCCUUGUGUCCUGGUAUCUAACACCCAUAUGUGGGCUGGUGUUUGGGAUUGCUCUAAACUCCUUCUACAUUAUUGUGCAGCGCCUGAGCACCAGACUCGGCGAUGCAAAGGCAGAGCUUGAGCCCAAUGAAACGGUAGGACUACCUGAUGGAAUGGGCAGAAAGGAGACGUACAGAGUGGUAGAUGUUGCUCCAAUGGUUUUAUUUGGAGAUCUCUGCGAGUCUGCAAAGGCAAUGAAGGGACUCUACAAAGAGAACAUUCUCUUUGACCUCAGAAGAUGCGGACACUUCGGCGCAAAUGCAAACAUGGCGCUUGAGGAUAUGAUUGAAACAAUAGCAGGCAACGGAUACAAGACCUUGAUAGUGGGCAGUCCAACAAACCUGUACACUCAUUUAUUUAGCAGAUAUAUGAUUGAUCUGCAGUGA